AUGGCCAGUCACGACUCCCAAAAAGACUCACUCGACAUUAACACCCUUCCUUUUAAACUGCCACCGUUUACCCCGAGCAAUCCUCGCGUUUGGUUCAGGCAGAUCGAGGCUGUUUUUGCGACAAGCCGCAUUACUAGCGAGCGUACCCGCUAUUCGUACGUUUUGCAGUCCCUCCCAUUUGAUGAAGCUGUCACCGUCGAAGACCUCCUUGACCCCAUUCCAGCAGACAAACCGUAUACGCUGCUGAAGGAAGCGGUAAUCCAAUGGGUGGCUAAAUCGGCCAACCUUAUGCUGCGGGAACUUUUCACGCAAGUAGAGCUAGGUGAUCAGACACCUUCCCAGCUCAUGCGUCACAUGCGCUCACUUCUCGCUGGUGGAGACAUAGACGACGCCAUUUUUCGCGAGAUUUGGUUAGAAAAGUUACCGGUGCCUAUGCAACAGGUUUUGGUUAUGUUGGACUCGAAUACACCGUUAGAGAAGCUAGCUACCCACGCUGACAGAAUCAAAGAGUGUUACCCCAUUGGUGCCUCGUGUUCCAAUAUUCAACAGCCCCGCCUUCCAAAGGCAAGCCCCAUCAGGGCAUUGACUUUGACUCAGAAGGCCUAG
Messenger RNA from Spirometra erinaceieuropaei, 606 nucleotides. The record is from the annotation of a GenBank genome assembly. NCBI's taxonomy places the organism in Eukaryota, Metazoa, Platyhelminthes, Cestoda, Diphyllobothriidea, Diphyllobothriidae.